Oryctolagus cuniculus (rabbit) is the source of this 1434-nucleotide messenger RNA. It is a transcript of the gene ENO3, whose product is annotated as enolase 3. Gene Ontology annotation, molecular function: magnesium ion binding; phosphopyruvate hydratase activity. Gene Ontology annotation, biological process: glycolytic process. Gene Ontology annotation, cellular component: phosphopyruvate hydratase complex. The record is from RefSeq and is marked provisional. NCBI's taxonomy places the organism in Eukaryota, Metazoa, Chordata, Mammalia, Lagomorpha, Leporidae.
CCUAGACUCAGAGCUCCAUCCAAACUCCAGCGAAGACAUCCCAGCCAUGGCCAUGCAGAAAAUCUUCGCCCGGGAAAUCCUGGACUCCAGGGGCAACCCCACGGUGGAGGUGGACCUGCACACAGCCAAGGGCCGAUUCCGAGCAGCGGUGCCCAGCGGAGCUUCCACGGGGAUCUAUGAAGCUCUGGAGCUGAGAGAUGGAGACAAAUCCCGCUACCUGGGGAAAGGUGUCCUGAAGGCUGUGGAACACAUCAACAAGACCCUAGGCCCUGCUCUGCUGGAAAAGAAACUAAGCGUCGUGGAUCAAGAAAAAGUGGACAAGUUUAUGAUUGAGCUGGAUGGGACAGAGAAUAAGUCCAAGUUUGGGGCCAAUGCCAUCCUGGGCGUGUCCUUGGCCGUGUGUAAGGCUGGAGCGGCAGAGAAGGGGGUCCCGCUUUACCGACACAUCGCAGACCUCGCUGGGAACCAUGACCUCGUGCUCCCAGUGCCUGCCUUCAACGUGAUCAACGGGGGCUCCCACGCAGGCAACAAGCUGGCCAUGCAGGAGUUCAUGAUCCUGCCCGUGGGGGCCAGCUCCUUCAGGGAGGCCAUGCGCAUCGGCGCCGAGGUCUACCACCACCUCAAGGGGGUCAUCAAGGCCAAGUACGGGAAGGACGCCACCAAUGUGGGGGACGAGGGUGGCUUCGCGCCCAACAUCCUGGAGAACAAUGAGGCCCUGGAGCUGCUGAAGACCGCCAUCCAGGCGGCCGGCUACCCAGACAAGGUGGUGAUCGGCAUGGACGUGGCGGCCUCCGAGUUCCACCGCAACGGGAAGUACGACCUGGACUUCAAGUCGCCGGAUGAUCCCGCGCGGCACAUCACUGGGCAGAAGCUUGGGGAGCUGUACAAGAGCUUCAUCAAGAACUACCCUGUGGUCUCCAUCGAGGACCCCUUUGACCAGGAUGACUGGGCCACCUGGACUUCAUUCCUUUCGGGGGUGGACAUCCAGAUCGUGGGGGAUGACCUCACAGUCACUAACCCCAAGAGGAUCGCCCAGGCCGUGGAGAAGAAGGCCUGCAACUGCCUGCUGCUGAAGGUCAACCAGAUCGGCUCAGUGACGGAAUCCAUCCAGGCUUGCAAACUGGCCCAGUCUAACGGCUGGGGGGUGAUGGUGAGCCACCGCUCCGGGGAGACGGAGGACACCUUCAUCGCCGACCUCGUGGUGGGGCUCUGCACGGGACAGAUCAAGACUGGCGCCCCCUGCCGCUCGGAGCGGCUGGCCAAGUACAACCAACUCAUGAGGAUCGAGGAGGCUCUUGGGGACAAGGCUGUCUUCGCUGGACGCAAGUUCCGUAACCCGAAGGCCAAGUGAGAAGCAGGAGGCCCUGGGACUCCACUGGACACACCCUGGCCUUUGAGCCUUUUCCCCUGAAAUAAACACUGGUGCCAGUCACG